Messenger RNA from Acaulospora colombiana, 3057 nucleotides. The record is from the annotation of a GenBank genome assembly. NCBI's taxonomy places the organism in Eukaryota, Fungi, Glomeromycota, Glomeromycetes, Diversisporales, Acaulosporaceae.
AUGACUAAACAUCCUUCCAGCGUUAGACUGAAUGCUGAAAAGAGGGAUGAGACUCUCGCCUUGUCCGCGACAUCCUUGCAACAAACCGCAGCAGAAAAAGAAGCGAUAAAAUCUGAACGAGUAAAAACGGAGGCGAAGCUUGAAGGUAGAAGUCCUGAUACCUUUGCUAAAACUUACAAUGAGCGUGAAGACAAGUCCACUGGUUCUGGCCUUGUUAUUAGUGCAAGAAAGAAUGAAAAUAGAUUAUCAAAAGAAUCUGGUAAAGGUUCAAGUUCACUAGACGAAAGAUACAUUGACGAAGACAUGGAAUUAUGUGUUUCUGAUUCCGGGAAUUCCAUUUCUCCCCGUGGAAGUCAACUUUUGGAUGAUUUAGAUGAUACAAUGAUUAAAAUAACGAAUGAUAGAGAUAAAAAAUAUUUAGGAAGGAUCGCCGAAGAGGACGAGGUUAGACCAUCGAAUUUUAAAUCAGGAUAUAUAAUACAUGAUGCGGUGAAAAUUCAGAGUAGGGUGAACGAACUUCGGAAUUCAGAUUUUGAUUCCACGUCUUUCGUUUCGUCGACGACAGAGACAGAGAUCAGUACAUUUAAUGAUACCGAAUCAUCAACAUCCGGUGGUACCAACGAACCCGAAUCUCCUUUAAAUUUAUCAAUUCCCAAUUCCAAAGAGAUUCAAAGGAGAAAGAAUUCUUUCGGGCGCACCACCUUGGGGCGCAACAACUCCGGACGUAGCAAUCCAGGGCGUUCUAUAUUUUCCGUUCUCUCAAAUUCCUCUUUACGUUCGUCGACAUCAAUAUCACCAAAGAAUUCGACCCGAGGAUCUCUGUCGGAACCCGAAACCGAAUACCCUCCUACAUCACCGUCGAAAGCAGAUAAGAUUUUGGGACGCACGAAAUUAUCUUCACUUUCGCUGAGAAAGAAUCGUUCGAAAUCAACAACCAUUUCCGAUGAGAGAUCGUUACUUUCUUUAUAUUUAGGCUAUGAUCCUGGAUUAAGUUCACCGGAGAGUGGUGAAAAACCUUCAAAAGUUGGCAAGAUUCUUGGCCUAACUGCUGUAGAGGAGAAAAUAUUAUUAGAUAAACCUCCGACCGGUAAAAUCAAGAGACCGCGUGGGACCUCCGGAUUUCAAGUUGUCUCAAAUAGUGGUACAGGUGAGAAUGGCUUCGAACUUUCUGGGAUACCACUCUCUCCCGACGAAAGGUCAAGAAUAAUGAAGGCGGGAAAGAUAUUGGGAUGGGAUGAAGUUAAUUCAAAACCUAGGAUCAGUGGCUCAACCCCCGUUUCGAGCUUUAACAAUAGUUUAGUGCACAAGGGUUAUAUGGCAAAAUACAAGAAUGCAAAAUUCCUGUCAAAAUCCUGGAAAAGGAGAUACUUUAUCCUCACCGAGAACACUUUGUACUGUUUCAAGUCGCACGAAUCAUUAGCAUCUCCAAUAGACAAUUUUGAAUUGACAUCAGAAACAGCUGUAUAUGUUAGUGAUUCUUUCACUGGAAGGGACUGGGUACUGGAAGUUAAUAAAGGACAGAAACCUUGGUAUCUGCAGGCUGAUAAUGUCGGUGAUAUGAAAAAGUGGAUGAUAGAAUUAAAACGUGUCAUAAAAAGUUGUUGCAAAGAAAAUAGCGAAGAAUUAUCAGGCGCAUCAGUUGAUCCCAUCAAGGAGACAAUUGAAGACGAUUCCACCAUAUCGACAAAAACAAGGAUAUCACCUGUACAAUCUAUCGCGGAGACCGAUCUAAUGGAUGGCGUCGAUGUUACCAUAGAUCAGGUAUCACUGCCACCACCGCCGAGGCCGUCGAUGGUAACGUCAUUACCACCCCCACCGAGACCAAGAUCGGCGCAAAAUUCGUCGUACCCUUCAUCACCUCAAUUAUAUGAUGUCAACGAGUUCAUCGGUCCGCUGGAAUUAGAACCACCCCUACGCCCGUCCUCACCGGUCGAAACGUUGUCACCGCCGAGAACACGGUACGGGCAAAAUAUGUUGACACUACAUUACGAAAGACCUGCCCAUAUGAGACAACAAUCAGGUUCGAUUAGUUCGGUCAACACCUUUAUGGAAUCUCGUCGGUCGCCUCCAUCUUCACCCGAAUCUCAAAGAUCGAACAGACCAGCGUCUUCCACUAUUCGACAGAGUAUACCAAUAAUAAUGCCUUCUUGGAUCUCAUCCCCAAAUUCGACGCCCAGUUUAUCUUCACCUGUUUCAACAUCAUUGGUGCCACCACCACGUUCCCCCCCUCGUCCACCGCCUCGAAUUCGCUCAUCCAUCGCGCGAUCUGGACAACGCACCAUCUCUCCUCCUCCCCUUCGCGUCGCUUCUCUCGUAUCUGACUCACGACUCAGUAGCAUUGGUCCUCCGCCAAGUAUCCCUCUGCCGCUGCCCCCUCCCAGGCCGAUAACCAUCACCCCAUCACACAACAGACAACCUAUUCCACCUCCUCGGGUUUCACAGACUCAUAAUGACUCUUUACGCGAUAAGACAUUGAGGACGCAAAGCGUUGCACCACGAGUGUCUCUUUCGCCAAAUUCGAAGGUUUCUCUUCGUCCGAAGUCCCCCCCACCUCGCUUUUCAUCGGUCACGUAUUCACCCUUACCACCUCCAUCACGGCCGCCAAAUCUUCCAUUACCCCCAGUACCAGAAUCACCGCCCGUCAGAAAGGAUGGAUACAUAAUAACAAACCCGAAAUCGAAGGUCACCUUGAUGCCACCCAGCGAAUCGGUUGAAUUUCCUGACGACGACGAUCUCGAUCCGGACUAUGCCGACGAGGUAGAGGCGUCUCGUCGGAGAUCACAGAAAACGGAGGGAAGCGUUUCUAGCUCUGACACCACAUUUUUUUCCAUAUCCGACGUCAGCAAUGAUGUUGGAGAUGAUGUUACUCAGUUGCCUGCAUCCGGGUUGACGUUUGUGAUGGUCGAAGAGACUCUUGGUGACGGAGAGCUGGUGUUAGAUCUUCAGUAUGUGCAAAAUGGUAAAGGGAAUAAUCGCUUCGUCAACGAGAAAUUUGAAGACGACGAACCUAUAACCAACAGCGAUUAUGGUACGAUAAUGCCUGUGGAUAUGACCUGA